AUUGGAACGUUACAGAGUAAGAAUCGGAACAAUUGAGUGUUUGGUAAUUGGACACUAGGAUCAAGGAAUCCCAUAUCGGUAACAAUUUCAAUGCAUUUGCGAAGUCACAUUGUAACCGUAAAUACUGUCUGAGAUCGUUGCGUCCGUUUCUUCGUUUAUAUCAGGCCCUUUUCUCCGAUGAGAUUAUUUUUUUUGUUGCGUGUAUGAGGUCUGUCGGGAGAUUAAAACAUAAGAGAAAUGCAGGGAUUUGUGAGGCUACAUUUGCACUGAUGAACCGCUCUUGUUCUACUACGCUUUACUCGUUCGUUUAUGGAACCAUGGAGUGAAAUAUCGCUUGAGAAAGCGCGAGGAACAAUACGAAUUCUACUCCGAGACCUCUGGAUCUAAACCCGCCACACCGACUGCUUUAAAUCCCAGCCGGCGUGUUAACGACUUUUACAUCUCAGACGUGGGAUACCUUUUCUGUGUUGGCCAAGGCAGGGAACCUCACGAACCCCUCCCGCUACUCUCGCAGGGUAAAGAGCUAAUAAAAAAAAAAGCUUCGGGCACCUCUAACCGGGCGCAGUUUAGCAUUUGAAUACAGCUUGGCUGUAUGAGGGAGGGAGCGAGAGGUGCAGAGAGCGUAGGAUAUAUGAUUUGUUUUUACUUGGUCGAGGGAGUGAAAUGGUAAAACUAGCUAGAAGGGGGAGAAAACGCAUUUAAAAUCGCCCACAUGCUCUGGAUCAAUCGCUGGAUUGGGGCACGGAAUACGAAGAAGUGGGAAGACACGAGUUUGAAAUCUUUGCGGGCUGGAAGAUGGCAGAGGGGUGCAGUUGGAAGUGGUGAGAGCCUAACUUCUGGCCACUUCGAAUUUAUUUGUAAACAACUUGCCCCUAUUCGUAGGACACAUGCAGGCCAAAAAACGAUAUUUAAUCCUGCUCUCUGCCGGUACAUGUCUAGUUCUACUGUUCUACUUUGGAGGUGUACAGCUUCCAUCUUCGGACAGGAACCGGCAUGACCGUAGCCACAAUGGAUAUCGCCCCGACCAGCCGUGGCCACACUUCUCGGACCCUUUACAACAAUUCCUACUCUGGGAUCAACCGGACACCGAGGAAUACAACAUUCACAUAUCGCCAAGGCAAAAGAGGGACGUUAACACAAGUGUGUACAAAGGCAAAAGAUGUCGCAUGGAUUCGUGCUUUGAUUUCUCAGCAUGCAAAAGGAACGAUUUCAAAGUGUAUGUCUACCCCCAGCAGAAAGGGGAGAAAAUCUCCGAAAGUUACCAGAAUAUUUUGUCGAUUGUUGAGGGAUCCAGGUUCUACACCACUGACCCGGGUCAAGCUUGUCUAUUCAUCCUGAGCUUGGACACCCUCGACCGGGACUCGCUGUCUCCGCAGUACGUGCACAAUCUCAAAACCAAGGUCCAGAACCUUCAUCUCUGGAACAACGGCAGAAACCACCUCAUAUUUAACUUGUACUCUGGGACAUGGCCGGACUACACGGAAGACCUAGGUUUCGACAUAGGCCAGGCCAUGUUGGCCAAGGCCAGCAUCAGUACCGAGAUCUUCAGGCCCAACUUUGACGUGUCCAUUCCGCUGUUCUCCAAGGAGCACCCUAGGACCGGAGGGGACAGGGGGUACCUAAAGUACAACUCCAUCCCACCUUUCAGGAAAUACAUGCUCGUGUUUAAGGGGAAGCGAUACCUUACAGGGAUAGGGUCAGACACGAGGAAUGCCUUAUAUCAUGUCCAUAACCAGGAGGACGUGGUGCUCCUCACCACCUGCAAACACGGCAAGGAUUGGCAGAAACACAAGGACGCACGCUGUGAAAAGGACAACGCAGAAUAUGACAAAUACGACUACAGAGAGAUGCUACACAACUCCACUUUCUGCCUGGUGCCCCGGGGAAGACGCCUGGGAUCCUUUCGCUUCCUGGAGGCGCUGCAAGCAGCCUGUGUGCCUGUGAUGCUGAGUAACGGUUGGGAGCUGCCCUUCUCUGAGAUCAUCAACUGGAACACGGCGGCUGUCAUCGGGGACGAGAGGCUCCUGCUGCAGAUCCCAUCCACGGUUCGCUCCAUCCAUCAGGAUAAGAUCCUAGCUCUGAGGCAGCAGACCCAGUUCCUUUGGGAGGCCUACUUCUCCUCUGUGGAGAAGAUUGUGCUGACCACUCUGGAGAUCAUCCAGGACCGGGUGCUGCAGCAGGAGUCCAGGAGCACCUUGAUGUGGAACAGCCACCCCGGGGGGCUCUUCGCCCUGCCACAGUACUCUGCCCACCUGGGAGACUUCCCCUUCUACUACGCCACCCUAGGUAUAAAACCGUACCCCAAGUUCACAGCAGUCAUCCAUGCAGUCACCCCCCUGGUCUCCCAAUCCCAGCCCAUCCUCAAGCUGCUGGUGUCUGUUGCCAAAUCACAGUACUGUGCACAGAUCAUUGUGCUGUGGAACUGUGACAAGCCUCUCCCUGCUAAGCACCGCUGGCCUGCCACCUCCGUGCCCGUCAUUGUCAUCGAGGGAGAAAACAAGGUGAUGAGCAGUCGCUUCCUGCCCUACGAGACCAUUGUCACCGACGCUGUGCUCAGUCUGGAUGAGGAUACGGUGCUCUCAACCACAGAGGUGGACUUUGCCUUCACGGUGUGGCAGAGCUUUCCAGAGAGGUUGGUGGGCUACCCGGCCCGGAGCCACUUCUGGGACAGUAACAAGGAGCGCUGGGGCUACACUUCCAAGUGGACCAACGACUACUCCAUGGUGCUGACCGGAGCUGCCAUCUACCACAGAUAUUACCACUUCCUUUACACAAACUUCCUGCCUGCCAGCCUGAAGGGCAUGGUGGACCAGCUGGCCAACUGUGAGGACAUCCUCAUGAACUUCCUGGUGUCAGCAGUCACCAAGCUACCGCCCAUCAAGGUCACCCAGAAGAAGCAGUACAAAGAGACCAUGAUGGGACAGUCGUCGCGGGCUUCGCGCUGGGCCGACCCGGACCACUUCGCCCAGCGGCAGACGUGCAUGAACAAGUUCGCCAGCUGGUUUGGCGGCAUGCCCCUGGUCCACUCCCAAAUGAGGCUGGACCCGGUGCUGUUCAAGGAUCAGGUCUCCAUCCUGCGCAAGAAAUACAGGGACAUCGAGAGGCUCUGACAGGAUGUGCACCCCCUGCCAGAGAGGCCGGGGGAGGCGGUAGCCGAAGGAGGACCACGGCAGUGGCAGUAGGACAGUCAGCCACCUGGAGCCCAAUCUAAGGCGGCGCUACAGCUCUGUCUUCCACUCAGCACAUUGCCAAUGACUACAGCAGCGCCAGGACUUGACGAGCGAAAUGGUGUCUGGAGAACUAUGCGUAUACACACACAGAAUAUACAGAUCUGUAGUACGUUCACAUAAACACACACAGACACUACUGACGAGACUCUUGGGUAGAAUAUUUUUUUUGUAUGAAUGCCACGAAGGAGCGGAUUACGACAGACUUUCCUGCGACUCUCUGCACAUGUGCAGGAUGGUGGAGGAAGGGAGGUGUCCAACAUGGCAACCCAACCUCAGAUCAGAUCCGCCCCGGGCUGGUAACCUAGAGUCAAUGCAACCCCACCUUGACUCCUUCAUGACCUCCCUAUGUCUGCAUCAGGACCACUGAGACACUCACCACCAGCCCCUGCUCUGGACCCUAGGAAACCAUGUUCCUCCAUUACUUUCCUUGCCAUACUUCCCUCCCAUAUGUACACUGGUUUGAAGCCUUGGGGUCUUAUCUUCCUAAGAACUGUCCCCUGAUUCAAUUAAAUUCAACAUUUGGUAGUAAAGGUCGAGAAAAGUUGAGUCCAAGCUUCCCCCCCCCUUAUAUUUUUGCUAUUCUUUUACUGGAAGGGUGGUUUAAAAGCCACCAUUUUCAAAUGGUGCCACUCAUAUUGCCAUGAGGCAGUCGCAAAACCCACAGAAACACCCACUCUAUGCUCAGUCUUUGAUUUUCUGAUAGUUAGAUUUUUAUUUCUGUCUGUUUCUCUGAUUUAUCACAACGAUAAGCCAGAAGCAUGUCACAUUUAAAAUGUACCCUUUUUCCUUCAAAACUCUCAACUCUCAAAAGCAGUUUCACUUUUCUCCUCGCCUUUCCCCUGGGAAGCGCCGUACCAGUGUGUGUACAGAGGUUGAAUGUAGGCUCACCCCCACCAUAAGCCCAAGCGGAGCACUUUCCCUCUGUCGGAAUGAGCAACAUGAACAUUCCUGGAUGAAAUGGAGCAGAACACUGCCUUCUAAACCAAACCCUUUUCACCCAUUUUUUCAAUUUCCCCUUUAUUGUUUGAGCAAUCCCGUGGCAGGAGUGCAUGCUAAAUUUAGACCCUGCUUCAUUUCCACAGGGGUGUUACAGAUUUCAGUGACUUGUCUGUUGUGCCAUGUCCCCGAAAUUCACAUUAGGGCUGCCUUUUUAAAAUUGCUUAUUGCACAUAUUUUCCGUAAAUCGAUAUCGAAAGCAGGAGAACAUGCUAUCUGGUCGAAAUGCCCUCUGUAAUAUUCGUUGUUCUUCCUAGAUGCCCUCAUCAUAAUGAUGUUGGUGAAAUACAAGCCUCAAAGCCAUUCGAUAGAUGUAGGCAUUUCCUACACCAUUUGUCAGAGGACAUAUGUUUUGUGUUUAAUUAGAGAAAGACAUUUCAUUUGAAGUGUUGGUUUCCCUGGGGAGCAGCCCAUGCUGAAACCGUCUGUCUCUAUAUUUCCCAUCAUGUCUGACUCUGCUCUGGAUGCGGUGACCCACAACCAUGACCCUUUGGCUCUAGGCAUACAGUGAAAAGACAACCAGCUCCCCCUUCAACGAGCCUUGUCAUUGUAACGUUCUUCAUGACCCUCUUUGUUCAUAAUUUCUGUUGCUCCUAGUUUUCCUGUGAUGCUGGUGUGCUCACAAUAGACUCAUCCCAGCUCAACUAUAUUUGGUCUGACACAUUGUUUUGUAUUGUGGUCAGAUAUGAAAAACCUCCAUACUUCCUUUUAAUUGAUCAAUUUCAAGGAAAUGGCUUUGAGAUGUGGAAGCUCAUGGCUUUCUAGUGAAAUCCUAUUGUGAACAGGCUUUAGUCUUUGUACCACACAAAGAGCCCUGCUAGUUCACUCGAACAGGUACUUGAAUGUCUGAAGACUUGAAGGAGCGUAAGUGUGCUUGAGUGGCCUUUUUUUUAUUGUGAAGGUGACUGAAGGUGCAUUUUUGUUCAGAACUAGGCUGCAUCUGGCUCCCGAGAAACCGGCCCAUAGUGUAUCAGCUGUGAGCCAAAGCUCAACUAUCUGUUUUUUUUUUCUAUCCCCUUCAUCGUAUCUGCGUCAUUUCUCAUUGAGGUCGUUGUAGACUCUUUUUACAUUUUGAUGUUGUUGUUUUCAUCUUCCAUAUCAGGAAACAAUCAAUGGACGUCAGUGUCCACUAGGUGUAUACAUGGCCAAUGAGUUGAUAUUGUGUCAUUGGUGGGCCUGGCCCAUCUACUCUUGUCAUUUUCACAAUGUCAUAUGUGAUAUUAUCAGCAUAACACUUAAUACUACAGUACAGUUAGAUUUAGUACAGUUUCAAAGCUGGUAUUUUGUCAAUAUAUUGUUGUUUUUUUUCCACAAAAUGUUUGCAUUUCAUGUUUAUUUUCUUUCUGGCAAUGUACUCGGGAGAAGUUUUGGAAUGAACUUGUAUGACUUGAUAUUGGCCAAGAGAGAUUUACGUUGUAUUUUGAUGUUGACUUACAGCAAGCCUUGGAUCUCUUGGCACUAGACAUGCAUCUCAAUGAUUCUGAAAAACGUUGGCCUGCAUCUGGUCCCCAUUUUUGAAGUUCAGUCAACCAUCUUUGUAUCAAGCCUUUUUCUAUCUAGAAUUGUCUGAACGAACUUGUUAUAUCUCAAGUGCGAAAGUCCCCAGCCUUGCACAUUGACUUCACGAGCGAAACCAGAGACAUUAACAUUUCUGUACAUAAACAUGUAUAUUUAUUUUCAUAUGUGAGGAAAAACCAGACUGUGUAUAGUAUGAAAUGACAGGGGAAAAUAACAGGAUUUCAUGGCUGAAGGAAUAGUUGAUGAGCAAAAAAGAAAUCUGAUUUUGUAAGUUAUAUACAUUUCUUUAACCCUUGUGCUUUGCUGGGGGGGAUAAGUCCAUUGUGGUAUGGGUCAGAUUGACCCGCACAGUGUAAACACACUCGACAGUCAGAAUCAAGUAAAAACAGGCAAAACGUUUGUCUUGUCAGACCUUUCAGAAAGAAGAAAUACAAGAACAUUUGAUUUCAAAAACUCUACAUUUAACUAUUUGUUAAAUAUAUUUGUCACAAACCAGCAUUUUCUGUUUCCCCAAGAAGGCAUUUUUUUUUGUAUUUCCCAGUAACAAUUAGGUGUUAUUUGACCCUAUUGGUCAGAAUUAUCCCACAUGUUGAACACAAUGCACGUGUGUGCUUUCUGCAGAUGUACAGUUGAAGUCGGAAGUUUACAUACACCUCAGCCAAAUACAUUUAAACUCAGUUUUAAACAAUUCCUGACAUUUAAUCCUCGUAAAAAUUCCCUAUCUUAGGUCAGUUAGGAUCACCAAAUUAUUUAAAGAAUGUGAAAGGUCAGAAUAAUUGUGAUUUUUUUCAGGUUUUUAUUUCUUUCAUCCCAUUCCCAGUGGGUCAGAAGUUUACAUACACUCAAUUAGUAUUUGGUAGCAUUGCCUUUAAAUUAACUUUGGUCAAACAUUUCGGAUAGCCUUCCACAAGCUUCCCACAAUAAGUUGGGUGAAUUUUGGCCCAUUCCUCCUGACAGAGCUGGUGUACCUGAGUCAGGUUUGUUGGCCUCCUUGCUCGCACAUGCUUUUUCAGUUCUGCCCACACAGAGGAAAACGUGUAGGCCCUGGAGCUGACAGUCUACCUUGACUUCGCUGUUGUGACCAUUCUAAUAUAACCAUAUUUAGAUGUCCAUGUCCUCUCUUCUCUGGAUGAUGGCUGUUGCAUGAUGCUCUCUCUCAUCGGAUGGAGGGGAUGGUAUGGCAGACUCUACCUCCUGAAUCCUCUUCAUCAGAGAAAUAUUCACAAAUCUGGAUCAAUAGCAUUGUCCGGUCUCUCAAACCUCUUCUAUUUCACUGUCACAGUCCAAAGUUUGUGAUGAGGCUUCAAUGACUGAAAAUCUUUUGGAGCUCAUAUGUAUGACUGUCUGUGUCGGCGAUCUGCUGCUCUCACACUGAGAAGGAGAAGCUUGGGGGAAACUCCUUUCCACCCAAACAUAAUUAUAAAAGUGCAACCAGAAUCAGUCAAAACAGAAUACAUCAAAGACACCUUGUUUAUUUUGGACCUGUGCAAAUAUCUAUACACGUGAAAGCCUCUGGGUCAAAAUGACCCACAACAGCAUGUUUGUAUACAAAAUCUACACACAUUCCACAACAUAUCAGCGUGUCCACAUUUUGAAGUUAGGUUCAUGACCCUAAAUGAGGAAAAGUAAUUUUCAUGGAGGAAGAGGUUAACUAGUAUUUUAGACAACACAAACGUGGAAAUGGGUCAAAUUGACCUACAACAUAAUAGGAGGGUUAAUUGUUUUCACAUUGUUGCCAAUAUAUAUAUUUUUUUUGUUUCCAUGGAAUAAAACCAUCCCUUUUUGCUUUUAAAAUCAUCUAUAGAGCAACUGCAACCAUUAUAGAAAUCCAUUUGUGUUACCAUGUCAGUUAAUUCAUAAUCACCAUGGAGACGAUGAUACCAAUCUAGAAUUGGUUUUGCUGUGAGCAUUUCGAUGGCAGCUGGGUCUCUUGAACAGAUCGAGGGUUUUCGUUUGUUGCUACAGUGUAUUUUAGAUUCACCAUGUUUUUUUUUGUCACUGUCCACAUCUGCAUACUCAUUGAUAGUUUGGGGAAAACUGGCAAUUCUCUUGACUGUCAUAUCUGGUACAAAUGUAAAACAACUCUCAUUUAAACAUGUCCUUCCAUAAAACCAUAGGACACCAGACAUUCUAUGGUUUAUCAAUGCAUGGCAUCUGUAUCAGUGUGUUUGGAUGUGCAGGAUGGUUCUGUCUGUGAUUUGUUUUUGUUUUUCAAUCAAAUGUAGGAUUUUGAGCUCAUGGUAACUAACUGUCAGUCAGAAGAGGAGCGCCAUACAGGGCUCUCGUUCAACUGGACGUACACUGGAGAUUUAGCACCGCUUUCAUUCAUUCUUGACCACUCUUCCGACGGAUAUUAAACUGUGGCGAUGGCCGACAACGCACCUGCAUGACCACUUCUAUGGAAUUAUUUAUCAGUACUUGGCUGUAUCAGACAGACGAGAGUUUUUUUUUUUUUUACGAUUUAAUUUGCUCCCAGCUGUCCUGAUGCCUUCCUCCUGCCUACCUUGUAAUUAACAAAUUACUUUUAUAGAGGUAAAUGAAAUAGAAACAUGCCAAUUUUUGUAAGAAUGAUUUAUAAUAAAAAAGAAACAUUUGAUCAUU
Messenger RNA from Oncorhynchus masou masou (cherry salmon), 8345 nucleotides. RefSeq names its product exostosin-1b-like. Bases 888 to 3110 code for a protein of 740 amino acids. Gene Ontology annotation, cellular component: membrane. Lineage: Eukaryota; Metazoa; Chordata; Actinopteri; Salmoniformes; Salmonidae. The record is from RefSeq and is a predicted model, not a curated record. The transcript is spliced from 11 exons. Gene Ontology annotation, molecular function: glycosyltransferase activity.